CUCGCGGCCGGCGGCGCCAUCACCGUCGCCAUCGUCAUCAUGGACCUGGUGGCGGCGGCGGAGCCGGGGCCCGGCCUCCCGCAGCAGCCCGUCCGCGACCAAGUGGCCGAGAAGUGCCAGAAGCUCUUCCUCGAUUUCCUGGAGGAGUUCCAGAGCAGCGAUGGAGAAGUAAAAUACUUGCAAAUGGCAGAAGAGCUGAUUCGUCCAGAGAGGAACACUUUAGUUGUGAGCUUUUUGGACUUGGAAGAAUUUAAUCAGCAGCUGUCUACCACUGUCCAAGAGGAGUUCUACAGGGUUUACCCUUAUCUUUGCCGAGCAUUGAAAAGCUUUGUCAAAGACCGGAAAGAGAUUCCUUUUGCGAAGGAUUUCUAUGUUGCAUUUCAAGACCUGCCUACUAGACACAAAAUUCGAGAGCUGACCGCCGCGAGGAUCGGGUCGCUCACCCGCAUUAGCGGGCAAGUGGUCCGCACCCACCCGGUUCACCCGGAACUGGUGAGCGGAACCUUCCUGUGCCUGGACUGCCAGACGGCCAUCAGAGAUGUGGAGCAGCAGUUUAAGUACACCCAGCCCAGCAUCUGCAGAAACCCCGUGUGCGCCAACAGGAGGCGGUUCCUGCUGGACACCAACAAGUCCAGAUUCGUCGACUUCCAAAAGGUGCGUGUUCAGGAGACUCAAGCCGAGCUCCCUCGGGGGAGUAUCCCCCGCAGCCUGGAGGUGAUCUUGCGAGCAGAAGCUGUGGAGUCGGCCCAGGCCGGGGACCGAUGUGACUUCACGGGGACCCUGAUUGUAGUGCCGGACGUUGCCAAGCUGAGUACCCCAGGAGCACGAGCAGAGACGGAUUCCCGGGUCAGUGGCGUCGAAGGGUAUGAGACCGAGGGCGUUAGAGGACUCCGGGCCCUUGGCGUUCGAGACCUGUCAUACAAGCUGGUCUUCCUUGCCUGUUACGUUGCACCAACUAACCCAAGGUUUGGUGGGAAAGAGCUCCGAGAUGAGGAGCAGACGGCCGAGAGCAUCAAGAACCAAAUGUCUGUGAAGGAGUGGGAGAAAGUAUUUGAAAUGAGCCAAGACAAGAACCUGUACCACAACCUCUGCACCAGCCUCUUCCCUACCAUUCAUGGCAAUGAUGAGGUGAAGCGGGGUGUCCUACUGAUGCUUUUCGGUGGGGUCCCCAAGACCACUGGGGAAGGCACCUCCCUGCGAGGGGAUGUCAACGUGUGCAUCGUCGGUGACCCGAGUACAGCCAAGAGCCAGUUUCUGAAGCAUGUGGAAGAGUUUAGCCCCCGAGCGGUCUACACCAGUGGCAAAGCUUCCAGUGCAGCUGGUCUCACGGCAGCUGUCGUGAGAGAUGAAGAGUCCCACGAGUUUGUCAUUGAAGCUGGAGCAUUGAUGCUAGCCGAUAAUGGAGUGUGCUGCAUCGACGAGUUUGACAAGAUGGACAUGAGGGACCAGGUGGCCAUUCACGAAGCCAUGGAGCAGCAGACUAUCUCCAUCACCAAGGCAGGAGUUAAGGCAACUCUUAAUGCGAGGACGUCAAUUUUGGCAGCAGCAAAUCCAGUGAGCGGACACUACGACCGCUCGAAGUCCCUGAAGCAGAACAUAAACCUGUCCGCUCCUAUCAUGUCACGAUUUGAUCUCUUCUUUAUUCUCGUGGAUGAAUGCAAUGAGGUCACCGAUUACGCCAUUGCCAGACGCAUUGUGGAUCUGCACUCACGAAUAGAGGAGUCCAUUGAUCGUGUUUAUUCGCUCGAUGACAUCAGGAGGUACCUGCUCUUUGCGAGGCAGUUCAAACCCAAGAUCUCUAAAGAGUCGGAGGACUUCAUCGUGGAGCAGUAUAAACGCCUGCGCCAGCGGGACGGCUCUGGGGUGACCAAGUCUUCAUGGCGUAUAACGGUGCGGCAACUGGAGAGCAUGAUCCGUCUCUCUGAGGCAAUGGCCCGGAUGCACUGCUGUGAUGAGGUGCAACCUAAACACGUGAAGGAGGCAUUCCGGCUCCUGAACAAAUCCAUCAUCCGCGUGGAGACGCCAGAUGUCAAUCUAGAUCAAGAGGAGGAGGCCCUGAUGGAGGAAGAGGCCCAAGACGAUGCAAAUGGCCAGGAAGCCGCUCCAGCUGGCGUCAAUGGGUUCGUGAGCGAAGUCAAUGGCCAUCAGGAGGAGCUGCCUGGGGAGGCGGCUCCCAAAGCAUCCCUGAGGCUCGGCUUUUCUGAGUACUGCCGCGUCUCCAACCUCCUUGUGCUGCACCUCAGGAAAGCGGAGGAAGAAGAGGAUGAGUCGGCUCUAAAGAGGAGUGAGCUGGUAAACUGGUAUCUGAAGGAGAUCGAAUCAGAAAUAGACUCUGAAGAGGAGCUCGUAAAGAAAAAGAGAAUCGUAGAGAAAGUCAUUCAUCGGCUCACCCACUACGACCACGUUCUCAUUGAACUCACCCAGGCAGGAUUGCGCGGGGCUGCCGAUGGCGGAAGAGAGAGCUACGAAGACGACCCUUACCUGGUGGUGAACCCCAACUACCUCCUGGAAGAUUGAGCUCUUCGAAAUGGUCGCAGUUGGGAGCAUGGAGGGGUUUGGGGCGAGAGGGGCCUGACAUCCUUCCGGGCGCAAAGAGCCAUGGCAGAUGACCAAAGCAGAGCACCUUGGGUGUGUGUGUUGGAGUCUGGGUUUCUGCCAACCCCACCCUUAGCGGGACGCUGUACUGAUCACAGCAGGGGCCUCACUCAGAGGCCAAGGACCACAGUCUGGACCACCGCUUCUUCCGCUCCGCCGGCCUAGGAUGCCUUUGCCUUGGAUGUUGGUCACGAGGCCCCUGGGGAAACCAGUGGCAGCUUUUUCUAGCUUUUCAUAUAACAAAUAAAACAAUUGGUUGUAAACUUGG
Molecule: messenger RNA, 2863 nt
Organism: Ornithorhynchus anatinus (platypus)
Lineage: Eukaryota; Metazoa; Chordata; Mammalia; Monotremata; Ornithorhynchidae
Gene: MCM6
Product: minichromosome maintenance complex component 6
Exons: 17
Coding region: 40-2517 (825 amino acids)
Biological process (GO): double-strand break repair via break-induced replication; mitotic DNA replication; DNA replication initiation
Cellular component (GO): MCM complex; nucleus
Molecular function (GO): ATP binding; single-stranded 3'-5' DNA helicase activity; single-stranded DNA binding
Source: RefSeq, a predicted model, not a curated record